GGGACUGAAAGGGUUAAUGGUGAAAAUUAGUGAAUAUUAUUUGAUCAUGGAUGUCCCGGAUACCUAUUAUAAUAAAGAUGAAUACGUUGAAACCGCUUCCGGAAAUAAAGUCAGUAGACAGACGAUCCUCUGUGGAUCACAAAACAUUGUUCUCCAUGGAAAAGUGAUAGUGCAAAGUGGAGCCAUCAUACGAGGGGAUCUCGCUGCUGUGCGGACUGGACGAUACUGUGUGAUUUCGAAAGGGUCUGUAGUACGGCCACCAUAUAAACAGUUCAGCAAAGGGGUAGCUUUCUUUCCACUUCAAAUCGGAGAUCACGUUUUCAUCGGAGAGGGGGCCAUAGUAUCAGCGGCCUCCAUUGGAUCCUACGUUUACAUCGGGAAAAACGCCGUCAUCGGAAGAAGAUGUGUCCUGAAGGAUAACUGCAUUGUCGAGGAUGGUGCAAUCCUGCCGCCGGAAACAACAGUGGCAAGCUACAUGCGAUACACAGCUGAUGGCAAAAUUGAAGGUGGUCAGGGCAAUCCGGAUUUUGUUCCCCACGCCAUGCAGGACCUUAUGGUGGAAUAUACCAAAUCGUACUACGAGCACUUCAUUCCAGCAACUGGUGCUUGAUAUAUCUGAUAACUUUAUUAAUAAAAAUAUUUAUUUCGUUUCUCUAAUUCUAAUAUACUAAUAAAUGACUUAUACUGAAA
Molecule: messenger RNA, 690 nt
Organism: Uranotaenia lowii
Lineage: Eukaryota; Metazoa; Arthropoda; Insecta; Diptera; Culicidae
Gene: DCTN5-p25
Product: dynactin subunit 5
Exons: 2
Coding region: 17-610 (197 amino acids)
Source: RefSeq, a predicted model, not a curated record